This is a messenger RNA of Aethina tumida (small hive beetle), 9943 nucleotides long. Its product is annotated as plexin-A4. Gene Ontology annotation, cellular component: semaphorin receptor complex. NCBI's taxonomy places the organism in Eukaryota, Metazoa, Arthropoda, Insecta, Coleoptera, Nitidulidae. The record is from RefSeq and is a predicted model, not a curated record. The coding region runs from base 657 to 6398 and encodes 1913 amino acids. Gene Ontology annotation, molecular function: protein binding; semaphorin receptor activity. Gene Ontology annotation, biological process: regulation of GTPase activity; sensory neuron axon guidance; motor neuron axon guidance. The transcript is spliced from 14 exons.
GGGGUAAGCAUAAGCUUUGCCUGUCGAGUUCAGUUUGUGUUUGUAUACGGGUCGGGGUUGUGAAGCUCAAUAUUGCAUAAAUAAGUUAUGUUUCAACCAUCACAAGUGAGAAUUAGAUAAACAAUAUAGCGGAUAUAUAGCGGAGCCGGUCGGUGCGACGAUAGCGAGAGCGAAACGAUAGAAAGAAGUAAAUGCAGAGGAGCCACAACCAAAUACAACGAACAUAUUAGUCGUAGUCGAGCGACAGCAACUGUACUUCUUUCAAUUCUAACCUUAAACAUUCAACACAGUGCUGUUAUUUCUGUAAGUUAUUGGAUUUGCAUUGGUGUAUAUCUGUAUUAGACGAUGUAUUCAAGUUGAAUUUGUUGUAUACUUAAAACAGUUGCUGUAACGUUAUUUGUGUUGUUAUUGUCGGAAUGUCGGAUUUCUACGAGUGUUAAGAAAGUUGAUAAUAGUUCAAAUUGGUUAUUUGGUGUUUCUGUGCUUUGGUAUAGUGCCAAUGAUUAAAAAGAAGACGUUCUCAUAGAUGAUGGAAUGACGUGAAGUUGGAGAAAGGUCAGGGCGGAAGGUAGGAGGAAGGCAGACGGAAGGCGAGGUAGAAAAGCGAGGAUCGGCAUCAGCUGCAGCUGCGGCGGCUUCGGCUUGGCGGUGACGUCAUGAAGCGGCCGGUGUCAUCAAUGUUCGCGGCGAUGCUCGCCCAAGUAGCUUUGGUAUCAUUGGUGUCGUCGGCCAGUGACAUAAUAAGAACUUUCUCCGAUUCCAAAGUUCAGGCGUUCAAUCACUUGGUGGUCGACAAAAACACCGGUCGCGUUUACAUCGGCGCCGUAAAUCGGCUGUAUCAGCUUUCGCCCGAUCUGGAUCUGGUCAUCUCGGAGGUGACCGGACCGAAAAUGGACGCCGACGAUUGUUCCGUAUUGGAAUGCACCAGUUCUGUAAAUAAGAAAUUAACCGACAACGUGAACAAGGCGUUGGUAAUCGAUUACACAACCACCAGGUUGAUAUCUUGCGGAAGUCUAUCCCAGGGGAUUUGCUCGGUGAGGAAUUUGCACAAUAUAUCGGACGGAACGAAUGAAGUGAAGGAGGCGGUGGUCGCAAAUAACGCGACCGCCUCGACUGUGGCUUUCAUCGCACCCGGUCCGCCGAAUCCUCCCGUCUCGCAGGUGAUGUAUGUGGGUGUGACUUUCACGCUGGGCUCGCCCUACAGAUCUGAAGUUCCUGCGGUCAGCAGCAGGUCCCUGGACAAAGAAAAGAUGUUCACCAUCGCCCAGACCGCGGUCACCACCGGAACGAGGAUGUUCGUCAACUCCCUGGCCAGGGAGCGUUACCCGAUCACCUACGUCUACGGAUUCUCCUCGGAAGGCUUCAGUUAUUUUCUGACGACGCAAAUGAAACACACCUCGUCCACGCAGUACAUCAGCAAAUUGGUGCGCGUCUGCCACGACGACGAAAACUACUAUUCCUACACUGAAAUCCCAAUGGAAUGCAAAUCGGAGGACGGCAAAGAAUAUAAUCUGGUGCAGGCCGCCUACGUGGGCAAGGCUGGCUCAGAUUUGGCCUCCGAUUUGGGAAUUACGGCCCAGGAUGACGUCCUCUUUGCAGUGUUCAGUGAAAGUGAUCCGGUGAUUGCGAACAAGCCCUCCGACAUAUCCGCUUUGUGUGUGUACUCCCUCAAAUCAAUUAGACGAAAGUUCAUGCAGAACAUCAAAACCUGCUUCAGCGGCAAGGGUCAACGCGGGCUCGACUUCAUCUCUCCCAGCCAUCAGUGCGUUCCAACGAAGCUGCAAACAAUUGGAGAAGACUUUUGUGGAUUGGACGUGAACACGCCUCUGGGUGGUGAACAGCCCGUAUCAGCCGUACCUGUUUUACUUUUCGGCACCCGUCUAACGGCGGUUGUUGCCACGUCCACCGGGGACUUCACUGUCGUUUUCAUAGGCACGUCCACUGGCCAUUUGAAAAAGGUGGUUGUCGAGUCAUCUACGUCAGCUUUAGAAUAUGGAGAUCUGAAAGUGGAGGAGAACUCACCCGUUAAUCCCGAUUUACAUUUUGACUCGCAACUCAUGCAUCUAUACGUUAUGACUGAACGCAAGGUUUCAAAAGUAAAAGUGCAGGAAUGCACAGUGUAUAGAAACUGUUUAGAAUGUUUGGGAGUGAAGGAUCCGUACUGUGGAUGGUGCUCUCUAGAAAAUAAAUGUAGCCUUCGAUCGGAUUGUCAGGACGCAGCCAAAGAUCCCCUCUACUGGAUCAGUUACAAAAGCGGCCGGUGUACGACAAUUACAUCCGUUAUACCGAAUCAAUUGCAAAGGACAACUGCCCGAACGUUGGAUCUGGUUAUCGACAAUUUGCCCAGUCUUACGGGACAUUUUUUAUGCGCCUUCACGGCGCUGGACAAAACUUUGGUAACGAAUGCCAGCAGAAAGGGAUCGGGCGUAAACUGCACCACUCCAAGGACUGACACUUUGCCUUCGAUACCGCCCGGACAACAUCAUUUCACGGCAAAACUGUCUGUUAGAAUGACAACAGGUCCAGACUUCGUAGCAACGAAUUUUACAUUUUUUGAUUGCAAUACGUACAGUUCGUGUACUCAGUGUGUGUCUUCAUCGUUUCCGUGUGACUGGUGCGUAGACGGACACAGAUGCACCCACGAUACAGCUGAAAAUUGUAGAAACGAUAUUUUGGUGACAGGAGUUAGUCGUGCCGGUCCCAGUUACAGAUCGGGCCCUGCCUUUUGUCCGACCAUCAAUUCUACAGUAGGAAAUUCGCCUGAAAUAUUGGUAGCGUCUGGCAUAAAGAAAGCAAUCAAAGUUAAAGUGCACAUCAUAGGGCAGUUCAUAGUACAGACAAGGUUCGUAUGCCAGUUCAACAUUGAAGGUCGUGUAACAAGUGUCAAUGCCCAAUUAUUGGGCGACACAAUUUACUGUGACUCGAUGGAAUUUUCUUACACAUCCCGUGCACCGAACAUCACCGCCACGUUUGCCGUUAUAUGGGGAGGUUCUAAACCGCUGGACAAUCCGGAUAACAUUCACAUCGUAAUAUAUCGUUGUCGCGACAUGGCCGACAAUUGUGGUAUAUGCCUUGCCCUAGCGGAGAAAUACGACUGCGGCUGGUGUCAAAGUUCGGACAGAUGCGAGGUGAAAGAUCAGUGCGAAAGAGGCUCAAUGGUGUGGCUCAACAGGAGCCAAACCUGCCCGAAUCCUGAAGUCACGUCGUUUAGUCCCGAAUUAGGACCGUGGGAAGGUGGAACCAACAUCACCAUCAGGGGCGUAAAUUUGGGCAAAUCAUUCCAAGACAUUUACACGGGAGUGAGCAUAGCGGGAAUCAACUGUCAACCUUACGAACAUCUUUACGUAAAAACGAAGCAGAUCGUUUGUAAAGUGGAUGGGCCGGGAACCAACGAACCCCGUCACGGACAAGUCAUCGUACGCGUCGAGGAUUACCGUGGUGAAUCCAAAACGCAGUACCGAUUUGUCGAUCCCUCAAUUAAAAGCAUAUCGCCGAGGUAUGGACCACAGUCGGGCGGCACGAUGCUACAAAUAACGGGUGAAUUUAUGAACGCCGGCAGUAAUAUACAGGCAUUCCUGGACGACCUACCUUGUAGGAUCGUGUCGACGGAACAGUACCAGGCUCUGUGCGUGACCAGUGCUUCGGAUAGGACGGCGAGAAGGACGCUUAAAAUGAAAUUCGACAAAGGUGACAGAAGUUUCGAAGACGUCAAAUUCGAAUACGUCGAAGAUCCGGUUAUAGAGUCGGCCGAAUCCGGUGCCGCACACCCCACCAAGGUACCUAAAGGUAUUCCGGCUGGAGGUAUAAAGAUAUCAGUGACCGGAAAACAUUUCCAAUCGAUACAAAAACCCCAAAUGUACGUGUUUUAUGAGCAGAAAAUGUUCAUCAGCGAAUGCAACGUCAUCAGCAACACCAGCAUGAUUUGUCUUAGUCCGGUGAUCGAGGCCGACGAGGAUAAACUUGAUGCGGAUAAUCCUUUGAAGUUGGAAUAUGGUUUUAGAAUGGAUAACGUUACGAGAGUUCAAAAUCUGACGGAAAACAAUCAAUUUUUACCCUUCGAUUUGUUCCCGAAUCCGGUGUUCUUCCCCUUCGACAAGGAGGUUAAAUAUUACAAGUCUGAAUAUUUGAAUAUAAACGGUCAAAACAUAGACAGAGCCUGCCAAGAAUCUGAUGUGGAAGUUAGAAUUGGAACGAGCUUUUGUAACGUCACGUCGUUAUCUAGACAACAAUUAACUUGCAGACCUCCCGAAACUCAACCCCCAGCUCUGGACGAAUCCGGUAAUGGAGAUGUAGAGGCGCUUCCGGAAGUGAUAGUCAUCGUGGGCGGUUCGCUUCGAUUUAACAUCGGCCAACUGUCCUAUUCGUCUCCGCAAGGACUUAAUGGUCCCCUAUCCAAUGCUACGGCAAUCGCCUUCAGCGUUAUAGGAGUGGUUAUCUUCUUCGUCUUCAUCAUAUUUUUGAUUGCGUAUAGAAGGAAGUCAACCGAAAGUAACAGGGUCUUAAAGAACAUGCAGGAGCAGAUGGACAUCCUCGAAUUGCGUGUGGCGGCCGAAUGCAAAGAGGCCUUCGCCGAAUUACAAACUGAAAUGACAGAUUUGACUGGAGACUUGACGUCCGGAGGCAUACCUUUCUUGGAUUACAGGACAUAUGCCAUGAAAAUUCUGUUUCCAAAUGUCGACGAUCACAUAGUUUUACAAUGGGAAAGACCCGAAUUGCUAUGCAAAGAAAAGGGAUUGCGACUCUUCGGCCAGUUGAUAAUGAACAAGACGUUCCUCUUGCUGUUCAUCAGAACUUUGGAGAGCAACAGAUAUUUUUCUAUGAGGGAUCGUGUUAAUGUUGCGUCCCUUAUUAUGGUCACGUUGCAAAGUAAAAUGGAAUAUUGUACGGAUAUUUUGAAGACCUUGUUGGCUGAGUUGAUCGAGAAAUGCAUGGAAGGCAAGAGCCAUCCGAAAUUGCUGCUCAGAAGAACCGAAAGUGUGGCCGAAAAGAUGCUGAGUGCUUGGUUUACAUUCUUGUUGUAUAAAUUUUUGCGGGAAUGUGCCGGUGAUCCGCUAUUCAUGUUGUUCAGAGCAGUCAAACAACAAGUCGAUAAAGGACCCGUAGAUGCCAUCACUUCGGAAGCCAGAUAUUCACUCAGUGAAGAGAAGCUUAUCAGACAAUCAAUAGAUUUUAAGCCUAUGACGGUGUACGUGUCGAUUUCCCAACAAACAGGAUUUGUGGGAAGUCUGGAUCACAACACCGACAACGUUCCCGUUAAAGUGUUGGAUUGCGAUACGAUCAGCCAAGUUAAGGAAAAAUCGUUGGACACAAUUUACAGGGCAACGCCAUACUCGCAAAGACCAAGAAAAGACGAUCUCGAUUUGGAGUGGCGUACGGGUACGUCAGGAAGAUUAAUUCUCUAUGAUGAGGAUAGCACCACUAAAGUGGAGGGAGAUUGGAAGAGAAGGAAUACCUUGCAACAUUAUAGAGUACCUGAUGGUGGUUCGCUUAAUCUAGUGUCGAAACAAAGUUCAAUUUAUAAUUUAAAUAUAUUUUCCGAGAAGAAUGAUAAAUCGCACAAGUACGAAACGUUGAACCAUAGCAAGUUUAGUUCUGUCAGUCCGCCGCUCAGCAGAGCAACGAGUCCCUUGAAUCACGAUCAAGAUCAGGGCUACAAGGUGUGGCACUUGGUUAAACAUCACGAUAACGAUAAUCAGAAGGAGGGAGAGCGUGGUAACAAAAUGGUCUCUGAAAUUUACCUGACCAGGCUGUUGGCAACAAAGGGUACGUUGCAAAAGUUCGUCGACGAUUUGUUCGAAACAAUAUUUAGUACUGCACACCGCGGAUCAGCUCUCCCGCUUGCCAUCAAAUAUAUGUUCGAUUUUCUCGAUGAUCAAGCAUUACAACACGGAAUCUCCGAUCCUGAAGUGGUACAUACAUGGAAAAGUAAUUCAUUGCCACUUCGAUUUUGGGUCAAUCUCAUCAAGAAUCCAAAUUUCGUGUUCGAUAUACACAAGUCAAAUAUAGUGGAUUCUUGUUUAUCUGUUGUUGCUCAAACAUUUAUGGAUUCCUGUUCAACAUCUGACCAUAGAUUAGGAAAAGACUCGCCAAGUUCGAAACUUUUGUAUGCAAAGGACAUUCCGGCAUACAAAGAAUGGGUAGAUAGGUAUUAUUCUGAUAUUAAAAACAUGCCUGCCAUCUCAGAUCAAGACAUGAACGCCAUGCUAGCGGAGGAUUCUAGGCUGCACACGACGGAGUUCAACACGAAUUGUGCGUUACACGAACUGUACAACUACGCAGUGAAAUACAACGAGCAGUUGACCGUGACGUUGGAGGAGGACGAGUUCUCGCAGAAGCAGCGUCUGGCCUACAAGCUAGAACAGGUUCAUAAUAUAAUGGCGGACCAGGGGCAACCGUGAUACUGGCCUGACCUGACGUGUCCGUCGGCCCCACCCAUUUCGCCAUUGGUACCAUCGGCACCUCAGGAACUGGCUUGCUGAUAAAUAUUACAUGCCAAUUAUACAUAUCCAUCAGACUAACUAACUAAACUACUAAACUAACUUUUCUCUGUGUUAAUCAAUUGCGAAUUGCUGUUGUGCAAUUACCUAAUUGUUCAGUGUGUAAAUUGUGGGCGGGAUGGUGCUCACUCAGUGACUUCAAGUGCCUCUGGUAGAUGAUUGAGUGCAGUGCCCUCUCCGACAAAUGAGUGUACUAUAUUUUUAUGAUAAUGAUAUUAAGAAAUAAUAUUGCUUUGCCGUGCUGAGUUUCAGUCUUGGUCCAUGAUUUCGUGACUCCAUGGCUCCAUGCCGUGCACCACCACCAGCUAAGCAAAUUAGAAAAACACCAAUUUGGCAGAAACAGGAACAUUAAAAAUAUCUAAGUGCGUUAAUGAAUGCACACAUUUCAAUAUUAGUUUGUGGUGAUGGACAGUAUAAAGAGCCCCGACCCCUAUAUUAUCGAUAUUACUAAAAAUAUCAAUUCUUCAAUGCUUUUUUGAUAUUUGUAUAAUGAUUGUACCUUUAUACAGUUUAAUAUUUUUAUAUUUAGUUGAACGCAAUCAUUACGAUUGUCUUCCGCGAUGAUGGAAGCACCAGGGUGUAGUGUUUAUUAGCGACCUUUCAAUCAACCUAUACAUACAUACUAUGCACAAGGUCGUUUCAAUGUGGUUUGUGUAUGUGUUAUAAGGCUGUGUACAACAUUUCUACUGUAAGCGAACCAGCGAUUCAGCGUAUAAGUUGCUGCCUAUGCUCCUAUACUCCUAUACUCCUAUACUCCUAUACUCCUAUACCUAACCUAUUCAUUCAUGUUUUCUCCACCCCUCUUUUCUCUCUCUCUCUGUCUCUCUGUCACUUUUCUCUCUUUCUCUCUCUUUCUCUUUCUAUAUUUCUCUCCCGCCCGUCUUCUUAUUCCUAUCGGAAUCUCGAUUAGCCUACGCAAUAUUCAAACGACAAUUCACUGAUCCAGUUUCGAGAAUGUUUUUUGUUAAAGGGAGAGACAUAAUUGCAUCACACCGAUUUCCUCUAUUAACUAUUAAUCUCACACAGUGUUGUUUGUCAUUGUCAAAGAAUGCAGGCCUACGUUUUCAGACACCAAAGCAAUUCAUGGACAAUAUGAAUUGUAGAAAUUUUCGUAAAAUGUAAAUGUACAGGUGUGUUUAAGAUGUGGCGAAAACGCUAAAUAUUCCCUUUAAACUAAACUGUUUUGCUGUUGAGUUCAAUGUGACCAGUAUAUUGCUUGCGUAAGUGUGACUCACACUGUAUAGUAAAUUGUUGUUAAUUUGUAAUCUAUUAUUGAAUAUAUCGCAAUAAAAAUUUACCAUGGAGGUGUGUAUGUACGUACAUUAUGUCAUUCUUUAUUUAUUUAAUGUGCAAUAUAUAAUACAUCGCUAGACAUGCUUGUAAUUCAUUAAGUAUUCCACUAAAAAGAGUACAUAUUUAUAUAUAUACAUAUAUAUGUAUUUGUUGUGUAUACAUAUAUAGAUAGAUACGUGGUUCAGAAUGCCGAUUAUUUUAUAACAAAUCUUUAUAUUCUAUAAACUCUUUAUAUUAUAUUAAUUACUAACUAAUUUUAUUAUAUUUUUAACCAUGAGAAAGUAUAAUAUAACGUUCCAAAUGUUUUUAUAUUGUUCUUAUCAGUUAGUGUAUCAAGUAUUUAUUUAGUUUAUAAGUUAUAGAUCCUUCAUUACGUGGUUGUAAUAAGCGUUUUAAUGCUAGUCCUUGAACAAUAUGAAAAAUAUUUUAUACAACUAUUAUAGAACUAAAAAAACGUAUAUAAUACAUUCCGAUUUAGUGAGAAUUGUACUUUUUAUACAUUUAUCGUAUAGAAUAUGUUUUAUUUAUCGAUCCUUUAUUGAAUUGGUUCAUUACAAAUAGAAACGAUGACGGUGACGAUGACGAUGACGACGACGACAACGACAACGACAUUCGUACUUCGCUAUCGACCAUUUCGUUAUUUGAAUUUAUUCCAAAAUAUCGUCAAAUCACAUUUGACACAUUUGAAGUUUUAUAAGAGAUGAUUGACGGAUGAUGAAUGAUGAUAUGUUGUGUGUUUUUUCGAAUCGACCUUAAGUGGAAUACUUAUUGAAACAACGAUCUUAUUUAAAUUGUAAUCUUAGUUCUGUAGUCCUGUAAAUAGUAAUUUCAGGAUGUUUAUCAACCCAGGCAGCACAGGACAUAAAAAUGUCCAAGAAUAUUUUACAAUAAUAACGUUCUGCUUAAUUUUUGAAUAUCUGCAUAUACAAUGAAUAUUACAGAAAAUUCUCGUUAGUGUGUAGUAUUGUCGAUGUUAAGACCCAAUGAAUAUAAGUCUCUAAUUGUCAGUAAACUAAUAGAUAGAUUUGGGGCACAUAUAGAGAUUUGCUGUUAAAUUGGGUUAAUUAGGUUAGGUAAAUAAUCAAUUUUAUAUACAUAAAUGUUCAGUGGAUAUGCAUGCCAUAUGCAGAUGUUACCUUAGAUAUAUUUUUUCUUACAAACAAACAAAUUGUGUGUCCGAUUUUUAUUAGAUACUGAACACCAAUGUAUCGAUUCAUCAAUACAAGAACAAAUUACAUACAAUUGCACCUUUGUAUGAUUGAUUGUUUUUCUUAUCAUUAAGCAGAAUGUACAAACCACCAAAACACAACAAUCGUCUUUUAUGUGCCGGUGCCAAAUUCAUUUAUUUAAUGUUGUUACUUCACCAUCUAGUUCCUUUUUCGAAAUCGAAUUAGCAUUAUUAUUAUUAAUUUUAUUAUUAUUUUUAUUGUAUAAUUACCUAACAAACAACCAAUAGGUACGUACGGUACCGUUGAUUUGUAAAAACCUGUCGUAAGAUGUGUCAUAAUAGCUUUAUACAAUUGUAGAAAAUAAUGGAUAAAUUGUGGAAUGAAAUGCUUGUUCGUGCUUGGUUUGUUUGUAUCAUUUUAUAGUCGUAAACAAGUAUAUUCUAUGGAUAUUGUGUUGUUUGGGAAGAAGAAAUCUACAACUAUGUUUAGGGAACAAUAACAUAUAUUUUUAAUUAACUUUUUUAAAAACUGAUUGUCUUUUAAUACGAAAAAUAUCAAAUUCACCGUCCUUAAUAUCGGAACAAAAAUCCUCAAAUUAGCUUACGGACAGCUACGCAAAUCUAUCGAGUCCAGUUAGGCAUUUUUUUUUCUAUUAUUUAUCAAUCCUUAUAUAAAUUUUAUGUUUUUAUUUUUAUUAUUUAAGUUGUGUAUAUAAAAUUUUUAUGCCAAAAAAUUUGCUUCUGGACAAUUGCAUAGUAAGAAUUGUAAAUAUUAAAUGUGAGUACGUAUGUUUGUUUGAAUGAAUGAACAUUUUUAUGGAUGCAUAUAUGUUUGUAUGUUUGCACGCAGGAUACAUUCAUAGGUACUUGUGUGUAUAUUCGGUUGCAUUUAUGCAAUAAUAUGAAUGGUAAUGUACUACUAUAUGUUAUUAUAAAAGACUGAAUGGAGUUACUAAAAUACUUAAUAGAAAAAAUCAUCAUAAAA